AUUUCCGUAAUCAUAAUUGCGAUCUUGAUCCAUUAUUCCCAGAUUCAAUACUUGAGUGUGGAGCACCCGAAGGUGACGUAUUACAAUCCCAAGUACCUGAGAUACGCGAACUUGACGACCAUCAGGUACGGCCGCUCGAACCCGAUCUACUACGUCGGCCUUAACCUUGACCUUGUGGUCCCUUUCGACUCAAGCAUCUACAUCGACGUGUAUUUCUACGAGCUCCUGACUGGUCAGUACAAGCGAAGCUUCAUAGAGAUGCACUUCAACUGGUGCCACCUCGUCGAGAAGGACAUGUUCUUCGGAGCCGCUAUGAGGACAGCAGGACUUACCAAGCCUUGUCCUCAUGGACCGGGUCCUAUCAACUUACAGAACAUGACAGUGAACCCUAAUGCGAUACCCAGUGGUUUUCCCUUCACCCGAGGCCGGAUAAUAGCCAACUUCACACACCCCAAGACCAAAACAAGAGUUGGAGAUGGAUUUAUUGAUAUGAAGCUGGCUUACGUCGAUAAGAAACACGCUAAGAACUUAUUUUUUAAAUAA
Molecule: messenger RNA, 543 nt
Organism: Trichoplusia ni (cabbage looper)
Lineage: Eukaryota; Metazoa; Arthropoda; Insecta; Lepidoptera; Noctuidae
Exons: 3
Source: RefSeq, a predicted model, not a curated record